GGUGCAUACUUGCUCACUCUCUGAUGGAACACGUGUAUCAGCUAUCUAGCCUGUGCUGAAGUCAGCAGUGAAGAAGGUAAGCUAACAUGUAAUUUAGAGUCCAAAAGCAGACAAGGCUUCUGCACCAGCAGCAACCAAGACGGCUGAGAAUUCAGCAUUAGCAAGUGAACAUGGCUGCAUUUGCACAAACUUCUUAGUCCAGAACGGAAAAAACUGCCACAUGGACACACCGCCUCUGUAGUUUCAUUUUAUUUAUUUCUGGGUUUUUUUUUUUAACAUGAUGUCAGUUAAUUGAUUUGUGUGGGGAAAUUUGGUAUGUGUAUUUUCUGUCUGACACACAAUGUUCAAACAUCUGUGUCCACUGCCCAUAUACAGGUUUCUGGGCUUCUGCAUUUAAGCUGAGAGCUUCAAGUGUUGAGUCAGGAUAGUGAAACGUCUCCAGACUGUAAAGGACCACAUAGCCAUGAUAACUUGUUUUGCACACUCUUCCUUUAUGUAUUGAUAGUGUGUAUUGAACACUAUGUCAACCGCCCUGAAUUUAAGAUAAAUUGUCAAACCAAUCUUACUUUUUAUUUUUAUUUUAUUUUAUGAUUUGCCUGUCAAGUCUGAGGCUUUCCACUAUCCUGAACACAUCACAAGUCUUGCCCUUGACCCAGGAUUAAUUUGGCUCAUUGCAUUUACACAGAUUUCUGGAGACAUGGCCACAGAACAUAUUAAUGGAAAUGGUCCAGAAGAACCAAUGGACACCUCUGCUGCAGUUACCCAUUCUGAGCACUUCCAGACUUUAUUAGAAGCUGGUUUACCACAGAAAGUUGCUGAAAAACUAGAUGAAAUUUACAUAGCAGGUUUGGUGUCACACAGUGACUUAGAUGAUCGAGCAAUUGAAGCUCUGAAAGAAUUCAACGAGGAAGGUGCUCUGCAAGUCCUUUUGCAAUUCAAGGACAGCGACCUCUCACAUGUUCAGAACAAAAGUGCCUUUCUUUGUGGCGUGAUGAAGACGUACAGACAGAGAGAGAAACAAGGGACCAAAGUGUCAGACACCAACAAAGGACCAGAUGAAGCCAAAAUCAAAGCUUUGCUGGAGAGGACUGGUUAUACACUUGAUGUGACAACAGGCCAGAGGAAGUAUGGAGGUCCUCCACCAGAGUCUGCCCACUCCGGGGCACAGCCCACCAUUGGUACAGAGAUAUUUGUAGGCAAAAUCCCUAGAGACCUUUUUGAGGAUGAGCUGGUUCCGCUGUUUGAGAAAGCAGGGCCCAUCUGGGACUUGCGCCUGAUGAUGGAUCCUCUCAGUGGCCUGAACAGAGGCUACGCCUUUGUCACUUUCUGCACUAAAGAAGCUGCACAGCAGGCUGUCAAAUUGUGCAACAACAAUGAAAUUCGACCGGGUAAACACAUCGGUGUGUGCAUCUCUGUGGCCAAUAAUAGACUGUUUGUUGGCUCCAUCCCCAAGAGUAAAACAAAAGAGCAGAUUGUUGAAGAAUUUGCAAAAGUCACAGAGGGUCUAAAUGAUGUCAUAUUGUACCACCAGCCAGACGACAAGAAGAAGAAUCGUGGCUUUUGCUUCCUGGAAUAUGAAGACCAUAAGACGGCAGCUCAGGCCCGCCGUCGGCUGAUGAGCGGCAAGGUGAAGGUGUGGGGAAAUGUGGUCACCGUGGAGUGGGCCGAUCCCAUUGAGGACCCUGAUCCGGAGGUCAUGGCCAAGGUCAAGGUGCUGUUUGUGAGGAACCUAGCAAGCACUGUUACAGAAGAGAUACUUGAAAAGGCCUUUAGUCAGUUUGGCAAGUUGGAGAGGGUGAAGAAAUUGAAAGACUAUGCCUUCAUCCACUUUGAAGAGAGAGAUGGUGCUGUAAAGGCUUUGGCUGAUCUCAAUGGAAAAGACCUUGAGGGAGAGCACAUUGAAAUCGUCUUUGCCAAGCCCCCUGACCAGAAGAGGAAAGAGCGUAAAGCCCAGAGACAAGCCGCUAAAACACAAAUGUAUGAUGAAUACUAUUACUAUGGGCCUCCCCAUAUGCCACCACCCACAAGAGGCCGAGGACGUGGUGGUCGGGGAGGUUACUCCUACCCUCCUGACUAUUACGGCUAUGAAGACUAUUACGAUUACUAUGGAUACGAUUACCACAACUACCGGGGAGGCUAUGAUGACCCAUACUACGGCUAUGACGACUUCCAGGGGACUGGGAGAGGACGAGGAGUGAGGGGAGGAGUCCGUGGCGGCGCCAGUCAGACCAGGGGCCGCGGUGGAAUCACACCGAGGGGCCGAGUGGGCUUCUCCCAGCGAGGAGGCCCUGGAACAAGCAGAGCAGGGAAGCGGGGCCGAGGGCGGUCCUGACCUGUCACAGUGGAUACUGACUUGAUGUGUGGGGUUACACCGUAAGCUGCAAUGGAUGUUGAAACAAAAAAAGAGCACGACAAAAAGGUCCAAUGAUAUUCCAGCCUUACAGAAGAAGCAUCUCCCCUCUCCCCAUGUUUUUUUUUUUUUUGUUUUUUUUUGUUUUUUUUUUCUGAAACUGCCACCUUAAAAAGAUGACCGGAGGAUUUUAAAUACUCGCCACAGCCUCUUUUUGCCCUUUGCCCCUGUAACCAGCCCUGACAUACAGGGUUCUAUGUAUUGCCCUAACAAUCUACCCCUUCCCUGUCCCUGAACAUGCCAUUUUUUAAUAAUUAUUGAAGAAUUUGCACUUUUUAAGUUCUUAGGUUUGAAGUGGCUCAAAUGAGCUUGAUGCUAUUGUAUAUUUUUGUGCUAAUCGCAAUUUUUAUUGUCGGAAUAUCCAUGUUAAUCUUAAUCGUUUGAUCUGGAUGUUUGAAAGAGAACAUUUGCAGGUUUUUAGGGUGUACCCACCUGGCAUGGAUAAGUCAGGCAUUCCAGGAAAGUGGUUCUUUUCAGAACCUGUCUUUAAAGGGUUGGUUGACUACCUCAGUACAGAGGACUAAACUACCCGGCCUGUACUGUAAAUAGGGAAACUAUAUUGAUGAAAGCAGGGCUUGUUUUCAUACAAAAUAUGCACAAGAGCUGCAGCGCAAAAAGCGAUGUACUUAAUGUAAUAUAGUCAUUUUAGCUGCAGCUCUGACACUGCAAACAGUCAAACUGGGCAUGCAAAACAAUCUCAUAUGAUGAGUCUGAACAAGCCCUGCUUUUAUCCUAUUUUGAACUGAAUUAGCCGCCUUGCUUCUUCAGAGUAUGUAGUUACUGGUUGUAUAGUUUUCGGAUAAAAUGUUACUUUUGUAAAUGCGUCAACAUCACAGGCAUCCAACUGCCUUUGAUUAAAAAAAUAAAAAACAAAAAUAAAGCCCUGCAGUGUCCCUUUUGUGCCACUGUAUUAUUCCAGUGGGUUUGUUUUUAUCUUGAUACAACACAUUUUCAACCAACAUAAGAAUAAUGUAAAACAACCUAAUCAGUCCUUCAUCAUGUUAAGAUCAUGUUAAUCUUGAAUGAUCCCUUUCCACCUCCCAAGACAGCAAUUAUGUAGAAGAUCUCUCAAGUUAAUCUUGAUGGAUGACUGAAUUGCCAUAUUGCCCAGCCAGUGAGCAUGUGUGCCUAAUGUUAGCUGCAAUGAUUUGGUGAGGGAUCAUUGCCACAUAGUGGUAGAAGGGAUACUGCAGUGAAUGAUUUCUAUUUCCAGGUAUAGCAAAAAGGAAACUGUGCUAUUCAAUCCCAGUUUUCUAUACAGUUAACUCCCUCAGUAAAAUCAUAACAACCACCUUUUGAAAAAAAGAUGUUAGCAGUUUUAAACUAUUGUUGGUGGCCAACAACGUUUUUUGCAUUCCUGCAAAUAAAUUGUUUUAUACUGUAAAAUGGAGGUGAGUGUAACUUAUUUUUGUAAUAAAGUUUUUGAUUUCUA
Messenger RNA from Scomber japonicus (chub mackerel), 3842 nucleotides. Its product is annotated as heterogeneous nuclear ribonucleoprotein Q-like. Lineage: Eukaryota; Metazoa; Chordata; Actinopteri; Scombriformes; Scombridae. The record is from RefSeq and is a predicted model, not a curated record. The transcript has 11 exons. Gene Ontology annotation, cellular component: ribonucleoprotein complex; nucleus; CRD-mediated mRNA stability complex. Gene Ontology annotation, biological process: CRD-mediated mRNA stabilization. Gene Ontology annotation, molecular function: mRNA 5'-UTR binding. Bases 698 to 2332 code for a protein of 544 amino acids.